UUCUCUGUCCAUGUCGCGCAUUGUUUUCCUCGCAACAGGCGGCGCAUAGCGAUUGUUGGGCGUUGAUUGAGUGAUCUGCGCUUUGUGUGAAGUGUUGGCUGAGUGUUCUAAGGACACCAUAAGUGUGUUAACCAGAAGAGGCCGUUGAUUUUAUGUAUAGUCCCUGAAGGCUGUGAAAUCUUCCCAGUUAUGCCAUCUCAUAGACACAGGCGUGACCGAACGGAAGUCAGCUGUUGUUUAAAAUAUGUUAUUUUUGGAUUUAAUAUAAUAUUUUGGUUCUUGGGAUUCUCCAUCCUGGCAAUCGGUGUGUGGGCAUGGUCAGAGAAGAACACAUUCAACAACCUCAGCAAGCUGACACACAUCCCAAUGGAUCCAGCUUUCAUGUUCAUCAUUGUUGGUGCCAUCACCUUCAUCAUCGGCUUCACAGGAUGUGUGGGAGCAUUGCGUGAAAACACCUGCCUCUUGGCAUUCUACGCUAUCUGCCUGGCGAUCCUGCUGCUGCUGGAGAUGACGGGCGGCAUCCUGUGCUUCAUCUUCAAGGACUGGUUCAAGGAGCAGGCCACCGAGGGCUUCCGCGCCUUCAUCGUCCACUACCGUGACGAUCCCGACCAGCAGAACCUCAUCGAUUGGAUACAGGAAGGCUGGCUGCACUGCUGUGGCGUGGAGGGCCCCAAGGACUGGGAUGGCAACCGCUACUUCAACUGCUCGGCUGUCGCCGUCGGCAGCAGCGAGGCCUGCGGCGUCCCCUUCAGCUGCUGCAUCCCAGAGGAGAAUGAGAUCAUCAGGAACAAGCAAUGCGGCUACGGCGUGAGAAGUCCUGAUUACCUGGGUGACAGGAGCGGCGUCAUUUACGAGCGCGGCUGCCUGCGCGCCGGCGAGGAUUGGGUGGAGCGCAAUCUGGUGCCGAUAGCCGGCGCCACGGUGGCCCUGGCCGUUCUGCAGCCGCUCGACUACUCCAAGAAGAUAUACGACCAGGGAUGCCUGACGGCUGGCGAAGCGUGGGUCGAGCGUAAUCUGCUGGUUGUGGCCAGUGUGGCCGUGAGUAUCGCCUUCCUGCAGAUUUUGGGCAUCUGCUUCGCGCAGAACCUGCGCGCUGAUAUAUUCGCGCAGAAGUCCAAGUGGGGCCGCUGACAGCGACUGCAGGCGGCCCGCCCCCCGGCCGGUCCGCUCGACCUCUGAGGUCACGCGGUGACCUCAGGGUCACCGGCCUGACCUCGGGGUCACCGA
Molecule: messenger RNA, 1227 nt
Organism: Pollicipes pollicipes
Lineage: Eukaryota; Metazoa; Arthropoda; Thecostraca; Pollicipedomorpha; Pollicipedidae
Product: tetraspanin-5
Exons: 8
Coding region: 190-1131 (313 amino acids)
Cellular component (GO): plasma membrane
Source: RefSeq, a predicted model, not a curated record